AUGAAGCACUUGAUCCGUCGCCUCUCGCGCGUAGCCGACUCCUCCAAUUACACGCUCCUCCGCUCCGACUCCACCUCCUCCACCUCGCGCAGCUGCCGGCGGCGCCAACGGGCCGACUCCUUGCGCCUCGCCAAGAUCCGCCGCUCCUCCGCGGUGGUGCCGGAGGGGCACGUGCCGAUCUACGUCGGCGACGAGAUGGAGCGGUUCGUGGUCUGCGCCGAACUCCUCAACCACCCUGUCUUUGUCAAACUACUCAACGAAUCCGCGCAGGAAUACGGCUACGAACAGCAAGGCGUGCUCCGCUUGCCGUGCCGCGUCUUCGACUUCGAACGCGUGCUCCACGCGCUCCGCCUCGGCCUCGACGCGCGUGACGUCGCCCAGCUAGUUAACUUCUCGCCGGAAGAAUUCUCCUGA
This is a messenger RNA of Sphenostylis stenocarpa, 414 nucleotides long. The record is from the annotation of a GenBank genome assembly. Lineage: Eukaryota; Viridiplantae; Streptophyta; Magnoliopsida; Fabales; Fabaceae.